CCUCCUGAUGUCUCCUCCUCUCUGGGAGGAACGAGACGGGAAGAGGACGAACAAACGGAGAAAUAACGGAGGCGGGAAGAAGGCAAAAGUGUGGAAACGAAACUUAACUCUGAGACCAGACGGAUGUCCAGUCUCUGAUGCUCUGAGAUGGAAGAAAAUCUGAGAUUGACUCUCGCCGUGGUUCUGCUGGCCUUUUUUGUGGGUUAUUUGUAUGAUCGAAAGGAGCCCGAGGAGGUUUUCCCGACACCAGGACAGAGAUCAGAACUUCCCAGUCACCUUCCUCCACCUGGUCCAUGCACUUGUCCUGAAGGCUCAUCAAUUCUCAAAACUUCUAUACCUGAGAACCAGUAUGAGGAGCUGCUGCAACGCCGAGCUAAGGAGUUCCAGAAGUACAAAGCCAGGACAUCAUCUGUACUAUCCAGACUGCUGUUUGCUUUGCCGAACUCCCCUCUGCAGUAUCCUAUCCAGGGUUACACAGUCCGGCCUUUGACAGCCACUCUCAUACCAGGUUUAGGUCUCUAUGCAGGAGAAAGAAACAGCUACAAGGUGUCCCUGAACGUGUCCAAAGGCAUCCUGACCACAGAGGCUCCAGCUGAAGGAGUGACAGUGAAAGGAGCUGGUGAGAAGGAACUGAUCCUUGAGUCCAGCAGUCUGGUGAGCCUCAAUGACCUGCUGUCCAAAGUGUCCUACAGCAGCACCGCCUACCAUGUAAACGCUGGAGAUCUGGCAACCUUCCAGUUUGAAGACCACAAAGCCGUGUUUCCCAUUGCAAUCAGACAACCUCACCUGCCAGUGCUGUACGACAUGGGAACAGACAUCAGCUCUCAAGUCACCAUCACCACAAAGACCUUCCUGCGCUACGACAAACUGAACGUGCUGUUGAAGAGCAUCCGACGAUUCUACAGAAACGUUCCAGUCAUUAUUGCUGAUGACAGCUUGGAACCAGAGAAAAUUAGUGGAGAAAACAUCCAGCAUUACAUCAUGCCUCCAGCACAGGGCUGGUUUGCUGGCAGGAAUCUGGCAGUCUCCCAGGUGACCACAAAGUACUUUGUGUGGGUGGAUGAUGACUUCCUGUUUACGAAGGACACGAAAUUAGAGAAGCUUGUGGAGGUGAUGGAGGCGAUCCCUGAACUGGAUGUGGUUGGUGGUUCUGUACAAGGGAACCAGUAUCAGUUUGUUCUUGAGUAUGAGGAAGGAGAGGAAAUGGACGGUGGCUGCCUGAACCGGAGGAAUAGCACACGUUUCCACCCACUGCCUGGUUACCCACAAUGCUCUCUGACCAGCGGCGUGGUCAACUUCUUCAUGGCUCGCACAGAUUCAGCCCUAAAGGUGGGAUUUGAUCCAAAGCUCUUGCGGGUGGCGCAUUCAGAGUUUUUUAUGGAUGGCCUGGGCUCCCUGCUGGUUGCUUCGUGUCCUGACGUGGUCAUUGGCCAUCAAACAGAACCAAACAAGGAUCCUCGCUACACACGCUUCAGAACCCCUGAAGGGAAUGACAUUACGUACAAACUGCAGCUUCACUUCUUCAAAAACCACCUGAAGUGUGUCCGGUAUGGAUAGAUGACAGAAUAUGGACAUCAGGCCUAUUGGUUUCCGUUAUCUGCUUAAAAUCUCUUUAUUCACCAUUAUAGCUCAAGUUAAUGAAAACAGGACAUGCUACCUGGAGGUAAAAUUUGGAAAUGGUAUUGUUCUUUGUCCAAAUCAAACCUUAAAUUUGACACUUUUAAAAUUUUACAUCAUGAAAUAUUUGUGGAAGAAUCUUUUUUUGUGUUUCUAAAGGUGUGGCUGCAUUAGACAGAAACAAACACAAGUGACAUUUUUUGUUUGUUUACAAGACAAACUAACAAAACUAAAUUAUUGAUAAUUUCAAUCUGUCAGUUCUCAACAUGGUUGGUAUCAAAGUCAAACAGGUUAGGUUUCUAUGGAGGAUUUUGAAUUGAUGGCGAGCUACCCUUGAACAAACUGGAAAACAGUUGGUUAGAUUCACCCCUUCACCCAUCCCACUGUUGGCAGGCCUCAAUCCUCACAGCUUCAUCCCUUCCCCAAUGGUGUGGUAGGACUUGCUUGGUUAGAUUUGUUCCAGUUGGUCAGGAUUUGUUCAUAGACUUGUUUCAUGGAUGAAUUAUUUUGAUUAACACCAUUGGCAACAGUGGACCCACACUCACCUGAAUUUAAAACUGUUGUUGAACUGAACAUAGCACUGUGACUUUAAUUGUUAAAAGUGAAGCUGCUGAAUUACAGGUGAAUGUUUGAUUUAUUCUCACUCUGAUUUGUUGUUAUUGUUUUGUUCUAUUAUUUUGGUUAUUGUUUUGGCUUGAUGUAUUUUCUGUUGAUUAUUUUUUAAUACAUUACUGGUAACCUAA
This is a messenger RNA of Acanthochromis polyacanthus (spiny chromis), 2360 nucleotides long. Its product is annotated as beta-1,4 N-acetylgalactosaminyltransferase 2-like. Gene Ontology annotation, biological process: UDP-N-acetylglucosamine metabolic process; UDP-N-acetylgalactosamine metabolic process. The record is from RefSeq and is a predicted model, not a curated record. NCBI's taxonomy places the organism in Eukaryota, Metazoa, Chordata, Actinopteri, Pomacentridae. The coding region runs from base 148 to 1557 and encodes 469 amino acids. The transcript is spliced from 12 exons.